AGAAAAAGCGGAAACAUUUGACACGAUCUUUGAAGCUUUGUUGUCAGACGUAGCAUCAUUAGCUCCGGAUCCACUUUGUCUGUUUUAGCGACACGUGUGGAUUAGUUAGUUACUUUUGUUGACAGAGGACUGGUUAAGGGGAAGACUAGACAACUACUGGAGGCGUUGCUGUUAAAGUCUCCAUAAUAUGUCCCAGUUAGGACCUCCUCCACGAUGGAGAAACUGUCCUAGAAGAGGACAACCUGUGGCAGGUAAAUUCCUGCCACUGAAAACAAUGCUAGGUCCCAGAUAUGAUGACCAAGUUCAGGAGGAGAACAGAUUCCACCCAAGCAUGCUGUCCGACUAUUUAAAAAGUCUGAAGGUGAAAAUGUGUCUGCUUGUAGAUUUGACGAACACAACUCGCUUUUACGACCGCAGAGACAUUGAAAAGGACGGCAUAAUAUACAAGAAACUUCCGUGUAAAGGUCAUGGAGAAUGUCCUACAGAUGAAACGAUUUUAAAGUUCAUCAGUCUAUGUGAACACUUCAUGGAGAAGAAUCCCACAGAAUUAAUUGGCGUUCACUGCACUCACGGCUUCAACCGCACAGGCUUUUUGAUAUGUGCUUACCUUGUGGAGAAGAUGGACUGGAGUGUGGAGGCAGCUGUAGCUGCAUUUGCUCAGGCCCGAGCCCCGGGGAUUUACAAGGGAGAAUACCUCAAAGAGCUUUUCCGUCGCUAUGGUGAUGUGAAGGAUACACCCCCUGCCCCUGAGAGGCCUGCAUGGUGUUUUGAUGAUGGAGAUGAUGAGGUGGACGACGACGAUGGUGGUAAUGCAGUUGACCAGGAGUCAGGUCCCAGCUCAUCUGGAUCAGCAACUUUCAAACGAAGGAAAGAGAAGCUAAAACUGGGUGCCGUCUUCCUCGAAGGCAUCUCAGUGAAAGGUGUUUGUCAGGUCACCACGCAGCCAAAACUGGAAGAAAUCCAAAGAAGGUGUCAGCAGAUGGCUGAAUGGGACAAACCUUGGUUUCCAGGUGCUCAGCCUGUGUCCAUGGACAAGCAAAACAUAAAACUUCUACAGAAGAAUCCAUACAAAGUUAGCUGGAAAGCUGAUGGCACACGGUACAUGAUGUUGAUCAAUGGAAGGAAUGAAGUUUUCAUGAUUGACAGAGACAACACUGUCUUCCACAUAAACAACCUAGAGUUUCCUUUCAGGAAGGAUCCAAAUAUCCACUUAUCCAACACUCUAUUAGACGGGGAGAUGAUCAUCGACAAAGUGAAUGGUCAGCCAGUCCCCCGGUAUUUGAUAUAUGAUAUCAUCAAAUUCAAUGGACAGCCUGUUGGCCACUGCGAUUUUGGUAUCCGGCUGCUCUGCAUCGAAAAGGAGAUUAUUUUUGCCAGGAUGGAGAAGAUGAAGAGUGGGCAGAUUGACAAAAUGAAGGAACCCUUCAGUGUUCGGAAUAAGCCAUUCUUUGAUAUCCACGCAUCACGCAAGCUGUUGGAAGGCAGCUUCACAUCCCAGGUCAGCCAUGAAGUCGACGGGCUUAUCUUCCAGCCAUGCGGGAGAUAUAAACCUGGGCGUUGUGAUGACAUCCUCAAGUGGAAGCCCCCCAGUCACAACUCUGUGGACUUUCGUCUUAAGAUCACUAGAGUUCAAAUAGAAGGACAUCCUACACGCACUGCUGGUCUGCUGUUUGUGGGAAACCAUAGCCCGCCCUUUGCAGAAAUCAAGUUCACCAGAGACCUGAAGCAAUAUGACAAUAAGAUCGUCGAAUGCACCUUUGUCAACAACAGCUGGAUAUUCAUGAGACAAAGAGUUGACAAGAGCUUCCCCAACUCUUUUGACACAGCCAUGGCUGUGUGUCGCUCCAUUCAGCAUCCUAUCACAAAAGAAAUGCUUUUGGAGUUCCUGGAUAGCUGUACACAGGGAGUACAAACCCCGAACCAAAAACGCCCAGCAGACCCAGACAGUGAACUCAUGCCCCCACCCCCUCCGAAGAGACCAGGCCAGGCCAUCCCAUAGCCUGAUGGUGGACAGCCGGCCCCCCUACAGAUGAGAUCCAGACAUUUCUUACCCUCUGAGUAUUUGCUCUGCCAGCCUUUAUGGACUGAAAUGUCUGAAGAUGUCAGAAACCCCACCAGAGUCCAUCAGCAACAUCAGAUUUACUUGUAGGUUUCUUUGUAGCUUUAAUUACUGGUGUUCUUAUUAAA
Molecule: messenger RNA, 2187 nt
Organism: Thalassophryne amazonica
Lineage: Eukaryota; Metazoa; Chordata; Actinopteri; Batrachoidiformes; Batrachoididae
Gene: rngtt
Product: RNA guanylyltransferase and 5'-phosphatase
Exons: 16
Coding region: 188-1999 (603 amino acids)
Biological process (GO): 7-methylguanosine mRNA capping; protein dephosphorylation
Molecular function (GO): protein tyrosine/serine/threonine phosphatase activity; mRNA guanylyltransferase activity; ATP binding
Source: RefSeq, a predicted model, not a curated record